Messenger RNA from Nerophis ophidion (straightnose pipefish), 3360 nucleotides. RefSeq names its product N-acetylneuraminate pyruvate lyase (dihydrodipicolinate synthase) (gene npl). Gene Ontology annotation, molecular function: 4-hydroxy-tetrahydrodipicolinate synthase activity; N-acetylneuraminate lyase activity. Gene Ontology annotation, biological process: N-acetylneuraminate catabolic process. The transcript is spliced from 12 exons. The record is from RefSeq and is a predicted model, not a curated record. Bases 158 to 1081 code for a protein of 307 amino acids. Lineage: Eukaryota; Metazoa; Chordata; Actinopteri; Syngnathiformes; Syngnathidae.
UUGCCCUGGACUUCCUCACGUGACCAGAACGACAACAACACUUCUGAACAUUGUAGGAAGUGUUUAAAACCAUGGUUAGAAUCCGCACUCCACUCGUCCAAAAGCACACGUGACGUACACUCACAAGGAACGGGACCAGUUUUACCAGUCAGCUAUCAUGGCGAAGUCUGCUGAUAAAAAAUUGGAAGGUCUUGUUGCAGCUACAUUCACUCCAUUCACUUCUCAAGGUGAAAUCAACCUUUCAGAGAUUGGACCCUAUAUUGACUACUUGACGGAGAAGCAAGGUGUAAAUAGCGUAUUUGUGAAUGGCACCACAGGAGAGGGCAUGUCUCUCAGCGUCCAAGAGAGGAAGUUACUGGCGCAAGACUGGUGUCAGAAAGCCAAGGGCAAACUGGAGCAGGUGAUCGUGCAUGUUGGCUGCAUGAGUCUCAAAGACUCCCAAGACCUUGCUAGCCAUGCAGCUUCAAUCAAUGCUAACGGGAUAGCCGUCAUCGCUCCCUCCUUCUUCAAACCAAGCUCUGCAGAGGCGGUGAGGACGUACCUCAAGGAAGUGGCUUCUGUGGCCCCAUCAGUGCCCUUCUAUUAUUACCAUAUUCCAGCUCUUACUGGUGUCAAUGUGCCAGUUAGAGAUUUACUGGAAGGUAUCGAGACCCUCAUUCCCUCCUUCAGGGGUGUGAAGUUCUCAGGAAGUGACCUGAUGGACUUUGGCCAGUGCGUCAGCCACAUUCAGCCCCACUGCUCAGUCCUGUACGGCGUGGACGAGCAACUGUUGGCAGCCCUCGUGUUAGGAGCCCACGGAGCAGUCGGCAGCACAUACAACUAUCUGGGAUCCCACAUGAACAAGCUGUUGUCUGAGUUUGAGAAGGGCAACCUUGCAAACGCUAGAAGCAUUCAGUUCAAGAUGCAAGAACUUAUCAGCUACGCUGUAAAACUGGGAUUCAACCUGAGCAUGAACAAGCAGUUGAUGACGGAGGUGUCGGGCGUGCACCUCGGCCCCCCUCGGCUUCCUCUGAUGCCCUGCCCUCAACAACACGCUCUGUCCAUCAAACAGAAGUAUCAAAAUCUCUUUCCUGUACAGUAAUAAUAGUGUCCUGCCAGCAUUGAUUUAAACAAACCGAUCCUCAUUGUUUCAAGUUAAUAAGGGUGCGGACUCGAGUUACACGACUCGGACUCAAUCCACAAUUUUGAUGACUUAUUACUCAACUUGACAAUACAGUCAAAUGAUUGGCGCUUUGACUUUGACUUUGACGUCAAUGACUCCGGACUUGAUGACUUGAAAAUGCAGUAUUCAAUCACUCCUCUACGGUUCACUUACACAGCCUGAGUGCAUCGCAAAUUUUAUAGAACAAUUAGAAUUGUGUUUUAUGUUAAAAUGACGUACGUUUUAAGUGUGUGUGUUGUAAGAGUAUAGGAUGUGUGUAUUAGUGUGUGUGUAGAGAGCUUAUAAGGACUUUAAAUGCAUGUAACAAUCAAACAAUAAAAUAAAUAGCUUCAAUCUUAUGUUGAUAACAUCCUUAACAGUCACCGCAUACACCUAAUUGUAAAAGGCAAGAAGUUGAAUAAACUCACUCUAACAAAAUUAUAACACGAAAGUAAACGCUUUCUAAUGCUAGCCUGGGCAAUUAUUUUUGACUCGGGGGGGGGGGGGGGCAAAUUUAGAGGAAAAAAAUGUGUUUAGGGGCCGGUAUAUCUGAUUUUUGCAAAACCUCACAAUAAUGUCUGAUUGGAUGCUAAAAACGAUAAAGGAAUGGAAUUUUAAGUUGGUUUUUUUUACUGUGGGACACCCAGAAUGUACCUGAAAAUAAAGAAUGUGGUAUUUACAAUAUUAACUAUGACCGAUAAAACACUGAAAAUUGACAACGUAUGAAUGUCACACCCCCCCGCGACGUAUUUUUCAAUCCAGCGAAACGCAACAAAAAUGCAACAAACACAGCGAAAUAUGAACGCGAAGGGUAAGAUAAAAACCCCACCUACAAUCUGAUGUAUCUGAUACAUCACUAAGCUUAAGAACUUUGCUGUAAAAAUCUCCUCAUGCGUCUGUCCCUGACACCCGCGUUUCAGGGUGGUCGCUCUGGAAACACUCCGUGGAAACGCUCCCCACCCACACUCCUCGGUGCCUCGUCUGACCUGCUGUGACUUAGAUUACCAUAGUACCUAGUAUAUCAUGCAAAAGCGCAGAUUCCAACCAUUGAAAUACUUUUUAUAGUCAUUCGAAAACAUCACUGCAUAUCAUAAUGGCAGCUACAGUUUCCAUCUUAAAGAUCCAAAAAAAUAUAUUUGGGCAUGUCCGGCGGGGCCAGAUUAAAAAGAUCAACAGGCUACAUUCGGACCCCUGGCCUUAUUUUACCAAGGUCUACUGUGGGAGAAUAAAUUAUUAACAAUAACUAGCAAUAAACACAUCAUAAAACAAACAUUUUGUACAACUAGAGCUGCAAAGAGCAAUGGGAAACCGGAUGUGUCUGUGGCGGCCAUCUUGGUGAAGCUGCUGUCAUAAUUUGUAAAUUUUUUAAAAAGUAACACUAAUUACUAAUUGACUGGAAGAAUCAACAUUGAAUACGUCAAAAAACCAAACUGUAAUCUGCAAGACAAAGAAAAACCUGAUGCUGAUGUGUCUAGGUGGCGGCCAUCUUGGUGAGGGCAGUGUCAUAAUUUGCUCGUUUCUCAAAGGUAACACUGAGCACUGCUUUACUGUGGAGGAGUAUUCAGCAAUGAAUACGUCAUAAAACCAAACUAUUCUGUAAAACAAAGAAUAAAGGAAAACCUAACGCUGAUGUGUCUAUUUGGCGGCCAUCUUGGUGAGGGCACCGUUACAACUUGCCAUUUUUCUCAACCAAUUUACUUGCAGUUGACUUUAUUGUUAACAUCAAAACCUUUAGCUAUUAAUGCGAAACAUUGAAUUAAAAAACAAUAACAAAAAAUUGUUACUGAAGAAAGAUUAUUUUCAGCUAAAGGGGCGUGUCGGUCGUCUGUGCUUUUUUAAAGUAACAAUCAGGGUCAAGGAUACACAACCAGAAUGUGAGUAAAUUAAACCCUAGUUUUAAUCUAUUUAAAAAUAAAACAAUCCAGAAUGUGAGUGUUGUAUGUGUCAAUUUAAUUACAUAUACAUUGCUGAACAGCAUUUUAUUUGAUGAUUAUAAACUGUACUUAACUGAGCUUGUGACUUAAAAGACUUGAAAAUUUCAUGCAGCGGACUUCGGAAUUGUCUUGACUCGAGACUUGACUUGAGAUUUUUUGGUUUAAAGACUGAAUACGUUCAAAUCACUGAUUUUCUUUCACCUCUGCAAAUUAACAACAUGUAUAGUUUUCUGACUGAAUGAUAGUAGGCUUGUUAUCCAAUUAAUAAAGUGAUUUCUUUACUUC